Molecule: messenger RNA, 1158 nt
Organism: Diutina rugosa
Lineage: Eukaryota; Fungi; Ascomycota; Pichiomycetes; Serinales; Debaryomycetaceae
Exons: 1
Coding region: 1-1158 (385 amino acids)
Source: RefSeq, a predicted model, not a curated record
AUGGCGGGGCUUUAUAACCAACCAGUGGUCGUCGAUAACGGCCAGCUGGGUCUCCGCGCCGGCAUCGCUGGCGGCGAUAUUCCCACCGCGUAUGGUCCGCUGAUGGUGGGGCGCCCCAAGUACGCCAAGAUCAUGGUGGGCGCCGACGACGGCGCCGCUGGCGACGGGGUCUACGUCGGCGCCCAGGCGCGGCGCCAGCGCGGGCUCCUUCGGCUCCUGGUGCCGAUCGACCACGGCCAGGUGACAAAUUGGGGCGACAUGGCGCGGGUGUGGCACCAGUGUUUCAGUCAGCAGUUGAAGCUUGCGCUGAUUAGUGAUCACCCGGUGCUUAUUACGGAAUCCCCACAAAAUCCGCGACGUAACCGCGAGCUUAUCGCCGAAGAGUUGUUUGAACGGUUUGGUGCUCCAGGGGUAUACGUGCUGACGCCGGCGCCGCUUGCGCUUUAUGCGCUGGGACGUACUACUGGGGUCGUGGUUGAUGUCGGUGAGGGUCAGCUGAGUGUGGUUUCAGUCUACGACGGGUUCGCCCUCCCCAAUCUGACCAAAAGGAUGGAUGUGGCUGGAUCUGCCGUCACCGCCCAAUUAUCACUGCUAUUACACCUGGCUCUGGGGGUUAGGUUGUCACUGCUGGCGGAGAUGGAUGUGGUUCGGGAGAUUAAGGAGUCAGUGGCCCUGGUCGCGCCCGCCGCAGGGGCACCGGAGUUGAAACAACGCACCACUGCCAAUGAAGACACCUUAGUCUAUACAUUACCUGACGGACAUAAACUCAGGGUGGGCAGUGAGCGGUUUCAGGCGGCGGAGAUCAUCUUCCGUCCCGAUUUGGUGGGUGACGAACUGCCGGGGUUAGCGGCGAUGGUCGAUACCGCCAUUGCCAAAUGUGAUUUAGAUUUACGAGCGACACUUUGGCAAAGUAUCCAUUUACUGGGAGGUUCCACGUUAACUCCGGGGUUUGGCGACCGCUUACUAAGCGAGCUCCACCAUUACCAAACAGAAACCGGCACCCAGACCAAAAUUAAGCUUAUGGCGCCGCCGGAACGGCUCUAUUCGGUGUGGAUUGGCGGGCUGAUCCUCGCCAAUUUGCUGAGUUUCCGCAAGAUGUACGUGACUAAGGAAGAAUACCGUGAAUCGCCUCACCUCAUCCACACCCGGUGUGCUUAG